AGAGCCUCCUCGCGUUCCUCCCUUCUCCCUUGGCCGAAACAUGGCAGAUAAUCUAAGUGACGCCUUGAAGAAGCUGAAGAUAACAGCUGUUGACAGCAAAGCUGAUAGCUUGGAGGGGUGUUUGGAUUGUCUCCUUCAAGCUCUGGCUCAGAACAAUAUUGAGACAAGUGAAAAAAUCCAGAAAAGUGGAAUUCUCCAAGUGUUUGCAAGCCUAUUGACUCCGCAGUCCUCCUGCACUGCAAAAGUAGCUAACGUCAUAGCAGAAGUAGCCAAAAAUGAGUUUAUGCGGAAUCCAUGUGUGGAUGCUGGCUUGAUCCCACCUUUGGUUCAACUCUUAAACUGUAAAGAUCAGGAGGUGCUUCUUCAAACGGGGCGUGCCUUGGGCAACAUAUGCUAUGAUAGCCAUGAGGGCAGAAGCGCAGUUGACCAUGCAGGUGGGGCACAGAUUGUAAUAGACCAUUUAAGGUCACUGGGCAGUAAAACAGAUCCAGCCAAUGAGAAGCUCUUGACUGUCUUUUGUGGCAUGCUGGUGAACUAUAGCAAUGAGAAUGAUACCCUGCAAUCUCAGCUCAUCAACAUGGGAGUUAUCCCUACAUUAGUGAAAUUGUUGGGCAUUCAUUGCCAAAAUUCGGCUUUGACUGAAAUGUGCCUUGUUGCGUUUGGAAAUUUAGCAGAACUUGAAUCAAGUAAAGAACAGUUUGCCUACACAAAUAUUGCAGAAGAACUCGUGAAGCUCUUUAAAAAGCAAAUAGAACAUGAUAAGAAGGAGAUGAUUUUUGAAGUUUUGGCUCCUUUGGCUGAAAACGAUAUCAUUAAACUGCAACUGGUUGAAGCAGGCCUUGUAGAGUGUUUACUUGAAAUAGUCCAAAAGACUGUAGAUAGCGACAAGGAAGAUGACAUUACUGAGCUUAAAACUGCUUCUGAUCUUAUGGUUCUUCUACUGUUGGGAGAUGAGUCAAUGCAAAAAUUAUUUGAAGGAGGAAAAGGCAGCGUGUUCCAGAGAGUGCUUUUAUGGAUCCCAUCUAAUAGCCAUCAACUUCAGCUCGCAGGAGCAUUGGCAGUUGCAAAUUUUGCUAGAAAUGAUGGAAACUGUAUCCAUAUGGUGGAUAAUGGUAUUGUCCAGAAACUGAUGGACUUAUUGGACAGGCACGUAGAAGAUGGAAAUGUCACAGUUCAGCAUGCAGCACUGAGUGCUCUCCGAAACCUUGCAAUUCCUGUUGUAAAUAAGGCAAAGAUGCUGUCAGCUGGUGUGGCAGAAGCAGUACUGAAAUUUCUCAGAUCCGAAAUGCCUCCUGUUCAGUUCAAGCUGCUGGGCACGUUAAGAAUGCUAAUAGAUGCGCAAGCAGAAGCUGCCGAGCAGUUGGGAAAGAAUGUGAAGCUGGUUGAAAGGCUGGUGGAAUGGUGUGAAGCCAAGGAUCAUGCAGGGGUGAUGGGAGAAUCCAACAGACUACUCUCUGCUCUUAUACGACACAGCAAGUCCAAAGAUGUAAUUAGGACCAUUGUUCAGAGUGGUGGCAUUAAACACUUAGUUACCAUGGCAACUAGUGAACAUGUAAUAAUGCAGAAUGAAGCUCUCGUUGCUCUGGCAUUAAUAGCAGCUCUAGAAUUAGCCACAGCAGAGAAGGAUCUUGAAAGUGCUCAGUUAGUGCAGAUUCUACACCGGCUCUUAUCAGAUGAGAGGAGUGCACCAGAAAUCAAGUACAAUUCCAUGGUGCUGAUCUGUGCACUUAUGGGGUCAGAACCCCUUCACAAGGAAGUGCAAAGCCUGACUUUCCUAGAAGUCGUAUCCAAACUCCGCAGCCACGAGAACAAAACGGUCGCCCAGCAGGCUUCCCUCACAGAGCAGAGACUCGCUGUGGAAAGCUGAGGAAGGGGGCACCAAUUCCACAUCGCAUCAUGUCACUGAUCUCACCUCUUGUCCUGUCCUGCUGCUGUUACUCCUGCCAUGUUUUUCCCACUGUGUCACUUAUGCAUGCCUGUAACAUCCCCACACCGCACUGUUGUAGGUACCUCUCUAAAUAAGAUUUCUAAAACACCCAUAGCCAAUUGUCAUAGGAUCUUGUCUCUCUCUUCUCCACACAGCAGACGCAUACAUGCAAUCUGUAGCCCUGUUGUCGUUCUCCUUGUAUUCUUGUUGCUUGGGCCACAUAAUAGAAUGUGCAUGUUGUAGUCCUAUAAUAAUGUAAAAGUGGUACAACCGUGAUGACACCUCCCCUCAGGCUCCCUACUUCCUCAGUAGAGGCAGCAAGACUGUUGAGAUGAGGUUUGGGGGCACACCUCUCUUUUUGCUGCUUUAGUUACAAAAGAGGGAAGAGGAAAGGAAGUCUUGCUGCUCAUUCACUGGUCUUGCCUACUAAUGUCAAUCCCAUGGUACCUAGAGAUAAACCAAUAAAAUCCAGUGCUCUCACA
Python bivittatus (Burmese python) is the source of this 2409-nucleotide messenger RNA. RefSeq names its product Rap1 GTPase-GDP dissociation stimulator 1 (gene RAP1GDS1). The record is from RefSeq and is a predicted model, not a curated record. Gene Ontology annotation, biological process: positive regulation of GTPase activity. Gene Ontology annotation, molecular function: protein binding; guanyl-nucleotide exchange factor activity. NCBI's taxonomy places the organism in Eukaryota, Metazoa, Chordata, Lepidosauria, Squamata, Pythonidae.